This is a messenger RNA of Pteronotus mesoamericanus, 633 nucleotides long. It is a transcript of the gene CCDC195, whose product is annotated as coiled-coil domain containing 195. The transcript is spliced from 3 exons. The coding region runs from base 1 to 633 and encodes 210 amino acids. The record is from RefSeq and is a predicted model, not a curated record. NCBI's taxonomy places the organism in Eukaryota, Metazoa, Chordata, Mammalia, Chiroptera, Mormoopidae.
AUGGACGCUAACGUCCAGCUCAUGAGGGUCAUCCAGGAAAUGCGGGCCAAGAUCAACAAGCUGGAGAAGGAGAAUCAGGCCCUCCGGAUGAAGCUGACGUCAAGCAAUCAGAGAACCCCAGGCUCAGAGGUACAAUCAGGAGAUGAAGGGGAAGAGGAAGUCACAGACCUUGGCAACCUAGGAAAAGCACCCAGACAAUCUCCAGCAACUCUUCAUGGUGAUAUUUCCACUGAUGCUGCACCAGAUAUGCAUGAAAACCAAGGCAAUGUCAUGAUUGUUAGACGCUAUUCCAUUUCCUCACCAAUCCAUUCAAUUGCUGCAAAUGAUCCCUGGAAAACUGGGAAAAUACAUCCAAGUAGUAGAAAUAUAAAAGCUCAGGCUACAGUUCAAUCAGUGGCAUGUUCAUCAAUCGAGAAGAAAGACAAUGACGAAAACAUAUUUGCAGAAGAUUCUUUUACCAGCAAGAGUUGCAGCCGCAGAGCCUUUUCUGAGUCCGUUCUUGGUUUCAGGGACAAGGUAAAGACAGUCAGUUUCCUGUUACCCAUGGACAUAGCUUCAUAUUCCAAAAAGUCAAGUUCUUUGAAAUAUUCACCAGAUCAGACCACAAAUCAGCUAAGUACCAUUGCAGAAUAG